AUGGAGAUAGCAAGAGCACCAAGUGCCAAAAGAAUGGAUGAGGAAAUUACAAGGAUUAAGGAGAAUGAGGUCAAGAUAAGAGACAGAAAUGAUGGAGAGGUGGCUCCAAGGGCCCAGGACACAAGGAAAUGUGCAAGAUGGAAUGUAAUAAAAUGGCAGAAAUGUUAUAAGUUGGAAAGUAAAGAGCUUCUACAGUUGUGUAUUACUGUUAAAAAUGAGGACUCGAAACGCCAGUAUUUUAUAGAGUUAUUUAACAUCACAUUGUAUAUGCACGAUAUACUUUGUAUUAAGGUGUUCCUGGUGCUGUUGCUGUUGCUGUCUCUGGCAUCACACGUGGUAGUGUUGAGGUACCGGCGUCGUGAGGCCGCCAACUUACCACCUCCCAGACAUACAGACGACGACGAGGCUGCAGUCGAUCGUAUUGCGUUAUGGCUGUGCACAUUUAGUCUGUCAGUGUCUUUGGGUGCUGUUCUGCUCCUGCCCAUCAGUAUCAUGAGCAAUGAAGUUCUUACCAUGUACCGCGAUUCCCUCUAUGUACAGUGGCUCAACCUUUCUCUCAUACAGGGAUUGUGGAACAUUAUCUUCCUCUUCUCCAAUCUGUCAUUAUUUGUGGGGUUGCCAUUCGCCUACCUCUUCACUGAAUCUGAAGGCUUUCCUGGCUCUCGUAAGGGGCUACGAGCCCGCAUAGUUGAGACGGUGGUAGUCUUAACACUGUUAGUAGUGUUGGUGUUUGGGGUUGCUGUCAUCCUCUCUUUCCUUUUGGGUUAUUGUGAGCAGGAGAAUCUCUCUCAAAUGAUUGAUGUGUGGGGAAGCUUUUACUUGCCGUUUCUAUAUUCUCUCAUCUCGUGUUUGGGGGUCCUCAUGCUCCUCUUGUGUACACCUGUUGGGCUGGCUCACUUGUUUACUGCCAUGGGACGACUUAUGGUAAAACCUGGAUUCCUAAGAGACUUGGCAGAAGAGUACCAAGCUACAGUACUUCAGGAAGAUGCCCUGGCUCGGCAGUUAGCACGUCCCUCCCAGCCUCAUGCCAGGCCUAUCACUCGCUCUAUCUCUAAUACUCCAACUGCAGAGGACAUUUUGCAUCAAUAUUAUGCUGUAAAGAAAACGAGAGUUAAACUUGAAGAGCGUCGUCGUGCAGGAAUAUUUCAGCGCACUUUAGCAUAUCCACUUGCACUACUAUUGCUGCUAGCACUCACUGGUACAGCCGUUGUCAUAGUGGGCCUCAACACUUUGCAGUUACUUGUUGGUAUCAAGGCCCUGCCACUGGCUUCAGCACCAGCCAUAUUGGGAGAAGCUCAACAAGGAAAGAGGACAGUGCUUCUGUUUGUGCUGGGGCCUGUUGGUGCUGUCUUAGAGGUUGUACUCAUCUUGUACCUGAUUGCUGCAUCCCUACUGGGUUGCUAUUCCUUGCCUGUUAUAGCCAAGAUCCGUCCCAAGCCACGAGACACACCCAUGGUGCAUGUCAUUGCCAACUGUGUCGUCAUACUGAUUCUUUCUAGUGCUUUGCCACUUCUGGCUAGAACGCUAGGGAUCACAAAUUUUGACUUGCUGGGAGACUUUGGUAAGAUCAGUUGGCUGGGCAACUUCUGGAUAGUGUUGGGUUACAAUAUACUUUUUGCCACAGCAGCAGCAUGGUGUUUGGUGAAAAAGUUUACUGCAACUAUUAGACAUGAAAUAUACAUGAGGUGAGAAAGUGCACAACAAUAUUGUUUUGUACAGUAUGUAAGGUUGCUUGCCAUUUACCAUAAUGGUCAGCUAAGUCAGAGUUCAGUGAUUUUCUGGAAAGAGAAACUCAAUUCCCUUGAAAACUACUAGGAGUAUGUUAGUAAUUUUCCUUGUACUUGUAGGGAAGUAUUAAACUGCCC
Cherax quadricarinatus is the source of this 1865-nucleotide messenger RNA. The record is from RefSeq and is a predicted model, not a curated record. NCBI's taxonomy places the organism in Eukaryota, Metazoa, Arthropoda, Malacostraca, Decapoda, Parastacidae.